AUGUCUGUGUUUGUAUCAGCAAAUGUAGCAGCAAAUUUUAAUGAAACUGAGGAACAACGAGCAGCAAGGCUUUACUUACGUCGUGCAUCGAAGAGGAAGAUUAGCGUUGUUAUUAAACUGGAAGAUGGCACUAUUUUGAGUAAUACUUGUGUAGCUUCAUACGAUUUGAAUUCCAUACGAUUUACAGUACUGUGGGAGAAAACCGUCUUCCCCUUGUUCGCUUGA
Molecule: messenger RNA, 225 nt
Organism: Dracunculus medinensis (Guinea worm)
Lineage: Eukaryota; Metazoa; Nematoda; Chromadorea; Rhabditida; Dracunculidae
Source: the annotation of a GenBank genome assembly